This is a messenger RNA of Gryllus bimaculatus (two-spotted cricket), 3110 nucleotides long. Lineage: Eukaryota; Metazoa; Arthropoda; Insecta; Orthoptera; Gryllidae. The record is from the annotation of a GenBank genome assembly.
CUUCGCGAUUGCUGGCUGUAAUGUAUUAACAUUCGAUCGACAGAACACGACAUCUCCAGACUUCAAAUUUGGCGCACUACUUGAUCAAUAGUAAGGGCUUCUCGGAACUCGAACAAACAGUAUGGCUGGCCCAGGUCGUACGUAAUCCUCGUGAUGCUACCAUGGUAAUUCGUGUAAAACAGAUCUGAGCAGACAGCCACAAGAAUUGAGUGGUGAAGAGAUGCACAUUUAGGAGAACACAGUCAAUGAAUCACUGGAACUUAUGGAGUUUGAAUCAAGAACAUGCAGAACUAACCUUUCUGAUCCUUUCAACUGAGAGUUGGAUUUCACACGAAAUGGUUUGCUGAACAUAUUAAAUUGCUGGUUGUGAUCCAACCCAAUUGUAAUGGAGAAUAAAUCAAAAUUGUUUUUUCGAUGUACAACACAAUUAGUUGUCCAUGAAGAUAUUACAGAAUCGUCAAACCAAAGAACACAAAAAACUAUACUACAAAUUACUGAAAUAAUAAACAAUUAAUUUCAGAAUACAGUUGCGCCCUCCAGUCUUCAGAUGAUAAGGACAUCACUGCAAGAUGCAUAUAGUGGUCUUUCUAUCUUUCUUCUGUGUGACUUAUGCCUAAAUUCCUUGCUCAUCAGCAGUUGUACUACUUGUGUGAAGAAAAUACUCAAAUUUAUUUUUCUGCAAGAGAAAUCCUUUAUUAAUGGUGAACAUGGGAUUAUCGAGUAGAAGAAAAAGCUGCUGGAGAUAUAGAUGCUGGCAAAGUUUAUUCCUGGCUGUCAUAGGUUUCCCUCUGGUGGCUGCAGCAUUCCUUGGUUUUGUAGCCUUUUUCAGAGCUCUGGCUGCUCAAAAGCAAAAUGACCUCUUUCUACAGUUCACAAAAGAUGAAACAUUUGAUAUGGUGGACAGAAGUAGAAUGAUCGAGAGAGCUGAACGUCUAGGAGGAGCACUGAAGAUACCCUCCGUUUCAUAUGGACCUGACAAACAGGAAAAACAGGCAUUUUUGCAGUACCAUCAGUAUUUAGCAAAGCCAAUUUGCAAUGAAUGGUUUACCUUCGCAGAUUAUCCCCUUAUUCACACUUCAUCUUUUAUAACAAAAGACAUUAUAAACGAGUAUAGUCUGCUUUACACAGUACAUGGAACCACCAAAGGAAAACUACCAUACUUGUUCUCAUCACAUCUUGAUGUUGUUCCUGUUGAUCCAAAGGCCUGGGAAGUGCAUCCUUUCAGUGGAAAAAUUGUCAAUAAUACUUUUGUAUAUGGAAGGGGUGCAAUUGAUGAUAAAACAGGAGUCAUGGGCGUAAUGGAAGCUCUCGAAUUCAUGCUUGAAAAAGGCAUAAGACCACAAAGAUCAUUUUUCCUAGCAUUUGGUCAUGAUGAAGAAAUAUCAGGAAAGAGAGGUGCUCAAGAAAUUGCAAAAGCAUUGAGAGCUCGUGGAGUAGACAAACUUGAUUUUGUUAUAGAUGAAGGAUUUCCAAUUUCAAAAGAUUUGGUUCCUGGUACAGACAAACCAAUAGCAAUUGUGGGUGUUUCGGAGAAAGGCACAACAAAUUUGGAAUUAAGUGUAAUGGGAAGUCCUGGUCAUGCAAGCUUCCCACCAUCAGAAUCAGCAAUAGGAAUUUUGGCUGCUGCAUUGGCUCGUCUUGAAGCAAAUCCACAUCCAUCUCUCUUAGGAGAAGGGCCUGAAGCUGCUACUUUUAAAUAUUUGGCCCCACAUGUUUCUUUUGGAUACAAACUUCUCUACAACAAUCUUUGGCUCUUUUCUGGAUUAAUGUCUCGGGAAAUGGCUCGUGAACCAUUAUCUAAUGCAUUUGCUCGCACAACUACAGCCAUAACAGUUUUUCAUGGUGGCAUUAAGAGUAAGAAAAUUAUAUAUCAAAACAACUCAGGAUUGAAUGGUUGUAUUAACCCAGGCAUAUCUAAUCUUGCACUUCCAUGUGACACAUACACCAAGCAUUGCCAGGAAAAUGUAGUCCCUCCAUCAGCUGCUGCUAUUGUCAAUCACAGAAUCCAUCCAGCCCAAACAGUUGCUGAGGUUAUUGCACAUGACCGUGAAGUUAUUGCUGAUCCACGUGUGAAUAUACGUGUGAAAACUGCACGUGAAGCACAUCCUGUGUCAUCAUUUGGCCCAGAAAGUAUUCCUUUUCAGAUGGUGUCAACUAGCAUAAAGCAAGUAUAUAUAGAUGCAAUUGUUGUGCCAGGUGUAUUUAUCGCUAACACAGAUACUCGAUGGUAUUUGGGAUUCACUAGAGAUUUAUAUAGGUUCCUGCCAACUAUAGUAACUCCAACUGACAUUGGAAGGUAUCAUGGUAACAAUGAACGAAUUUCUGUUGAAAACUACCAUCAAUCAGUAAAUUUCUUUUACCGAAUCAUAAGAAAUGCAGAUCUUCUUAUUGAUCAAGUACCAUCAUCUACAGUGAACAAUGGAGCAGAAGAACUGUGAUGAGCUGUGAAAAAUGAAGAAAUUGCCUUUAAAUUUACACUAUUUUUGCAUGGAGUAGUAAACAUAAGGCAUUAUUAUAUGCACAUCAGUUGGAAUUAUGUUUUUUCAGACCACAUUCCCAUUAUGGCAUUUACAAGUAGGCACUAAGCCAUUGUGAAAUUAUUGCCCACCUUAAAACAUCACUUUCACAAUUCCAGCAUGUGUGAUAUCUCUUGUCCAUUCCAAUGUUAACACCAUCAAACAGUAGACUGAAUUAUGACAGAGGAGCAUCACUUUCUUUGUUAGAUACAGCUGCACCUUGUGAGUCAAAUUCAUUUUAAAACAAACAGUAGAUACUGACAUGCCUUACAUCCACACUUAUGUACAUAUUGUUUAGCCCUGUGAUUUUGAGGCUGUAAUUCUACUUCUGUGUAGCAAAUGUUCAGAUAAUAUGUAAAUAAAAACAAUAUACUUGUCCUAAAAAAACACCCAACAGUAAACACUUUGUUGAAGGCAUUUCUAAGCCUUGUAAUUGUGAUAUCAGCUGAUAGUUUCUAGUCAUUUCAGAUGUUAAUUAAAAAUAUUAUGUAUAGUUAAUUUCAAUGUAUGCUGUUGUGUACUCUUCUGUUGAGCUUUUGUACUUGUCCAAGACACACAUUUUCUUUGGAAAUAAAUAUUAUUUACUGUUAUAUA